CGGGAAAAUAUUUCAACCAAUUUUGUAUUUCUUUUUGGCUCAUGGUUAAACAGCAAUGCCAAUGUCACUUUCAACGCAAGAACCUGCAGAUGAUGAUCAAUUCUUAAUGAUUGCCAAAAUUGAUAAUGCCAGAAGUGUAUCAAACAUUUUAAAAGCGAUACAUUUUAAAGAGACUGCGACGGUGUUUGCGAGCAGUAUGGGUCUGAAGGUGACUGUGGAGGAUGCUAAGUGUAUCCAGGCGAAUGCCUUCAUCCAGGAGGGCAUCUUUCAGGAGUACGCCAUCAAGGAAGACCAGCUCACAUUCAAGAUCAACCUCACUGUCCUCCUGGAGUGUCUGACAAUAUUUGGGAGUGGGCCAGUGGGAGGUGCAUGUACAAGUUUGAAAAUGUGUUACCAGGGAUAUGGCUGUCCUCUCAUUCUCAUACUUGAGGAGGAUGGUGUAUUGACAGAUUGCAGUAUCAAGACCCUGGAGCCGGAUGAGGUCCUUGAUUUUAACUUCUGUAGCACCAAUGUCGUCAAUAAGAUCAUCAUGAAGUCGGAGUGUUUAAAAGAGGCUUUCAAUGAGCUGGACAUGACAAGUGAUGUGCUGGAGUUCCUCAUGUCGCCAGACGCCCCACACCUGCGACUGUCGACCUUCGGCAAUGCCGGCAGCACCACAUCAGAUUUCCCAAAGGAUUCAGAUAUGGUGGAGUCCUUUCAAUGUUCACAAACACAGACAAACCGGUACAAAGUGUCACUGCUGAAACCUUCAGUGAAAGCCCUAGCCCUGUCCUCCAGGGUUUCCAUACGGACAGAUAAUCGGGGAUUCCUGUCUCUACAAUAUAUGAUAAAGAACGAAGAUGGCCAGGUCUGCUUCGUGGAAUACUAUUGUGCCCCAGAUGAAGAUCUUGAUGAUCCUGACCACUGACCUUUCCCCAAGGUUAAUUAACAGUGGGACUUGAAACUGUAAUGAAAGCCUCAGCUAUGUCAUAUCAGGGGCUUAAACUGAGACUGUGUCAAGUUGAAUAUAUGAAUAUUAGAAAAGCAGCCCUCUGUGAACAUGGAAUAAAAUAGACAAGAUUAUGCUGCUGUGCUGGUUUUAGCGUGCUAUACACGGAUCCAAUUGAAAUAUUGUUUUAUUGUACAUAUUACCAUUAUUUAUUUGUUUAAGGAUUUUGUGUAGUUCUUGAUGAUUAUUCUACAUUCUGAAUAAAGAAUGAAAUAUUA
Molecule: messenger RNA, 1206 nt
Organism: Mya arenaria
Lineage: Eukaryota; Metazoa; Mollusca; Bivalvia; Myida; Myidae
Product: cell cycle checkpoint protein RAD1-like
Exons: 8
Coding region: 56-907 (283 amino acids)
Biological process (GO): DNA repair; DNA damage checkpoint signaling
Cellular component (GO): checkpoint clamp complex; nucleus
Molecular function (GO): 3'-5' exonuclease activity
Source: RefSeq, a predicted model, not a curated record